Messenger RNA from Lolium perenne, 1346 nucleotides. RefSeq names its product flavanone 3-dioxygenase 2. The record is from RefSeq and is a predicted model, not a curated record. Lineage: Eukaryota; Viridiplantae; Streptophyta; Magnoliopsida; Poales; Poaceae.
UCCGCAGUACCCGAAACACAGCGGCGGUCACCACCAUAACAUCCGCCUUGCUCUGCUCUGCUCGAUCGUGUCUUCUCUUCUUGCCUCGGCCGGCAUGGCUGAGCAGCUCAUCUCCACGUCCGUGCACGAUAAGCUGCCCGACAGCUACGUCCGGAACGAGGCGGAGCGGCCGCGCCUCGACGAGGUCGUCGCCGACGCCAACAUCCCCGUCGUCGACCUCGCCAACCCCGACCGCGCCACCGUCGUGUCCCAGAUCGGCGCCGCAUGCCGCUCACACGGCUUCUUCCAGGUGCUCAACCAUGGGCUUCCCGUGGAGCUGAUGCUGGCAGCGAUGGCUGUGGCGAACGACUUCUUCCGGCUAUCGCCGGAGGAGAAGGCCAAGCUCUACUCCGACGACCCGGCCAAGAAGAUGCGGCUCUCCACCAGCUUCAACGUCCGCAAGGAGACCGUGCACAACUGGCGGGACUACCUCCGCCUCCACUGCCACCCGCUCGAGCAGUUCGUCCCGGACUGGCCGGCCAAUCCACCGCCCUUCAGGGAUAUAAUGAGUGAAUACUGCAAAGAAGUUCGAAAUCUUGGGUUCAGGCUCUACGCUGCGAUAUCAGAGAGCCUGGGGUUGGAAGACGACUACAUCAAGAAUGUGCUUGGCGAGCAGGAGCAGCACAUGGCCGUGAACUUCUACCCCAAGUGCCCAUCGCCGGAGCUCACUUACGGGCUCCCGGCGCACACGGACCCAAACGCCCUCACUAUCCUGCUCAUGGACGAACAGGUGGCUGGGCUACAGGUCCUCAAGGAAGGCAAGUGGAUCGCUGUGAACCCCCGUCCCAACGCACUCGUGAUCAAUCUUGGUGAUCAACUGCAGGCCCUGAGCAAUGGGAGAUAUAAGAGCGUGUGGCACCGAGCCGUAGUGAACUCGGACAGAGCAAGGAUGUCCAUCGCUUCCUUCUUGUGCCCCUGCAAUAGCGUGACUCUCGGUCCCGCUGAGAAGCUCAUCGGUGACGAAACGCCCGCCGUCUACCGAAAUUACACCUACGACGAGUACUACAAAAAGUUCUGGAGCAGGAACUUGGAUCAGGAACAUUGUCUGGAGCUCUUCAGAACCUAGCUGUAGGCAGAGAACAGAAAAGUCCGGAAGCUUUUUUGUGCUCAUGCCGUUUUGUUGGUGUACUUCCGUGGUUAUGAGCUGUUGUUGCCCUCGUCGAUCUCGUUUCAGGCUCCGCAGCAACUCUGCUCUAACUGAUUGCAGCGUUGGCCGUAUGCACCCCCUGAGGGAGAGCUACUGAGAAAUUGUUCUUGAAUUGUUGUUGCUAGCUGUAGUAUGGUCAUUUUCAAAUUUUUUUAAAUAA